Suricata suricatta (meerkat) is the source of this 518-nucleotide messenger RNA. It is a transcript of the gene CLPS, whose product is annotated as colipase. Gene Ontology annotation, biological process: positive regulation of catalytic activity; response to food; lipid catabolic process. The record is from RefSeq and is a predicted model, not a curated record. The transcript has 3 exons. The coding region runs from base 69 to 407 and encodes 112 amino acids. Lineage: Eukaryota; Metazoa; Chordata; Mammalia; Carnivora; Herpestidae. Gene Ontology annotation, molecular function: enzyme activator activity; lipase binding. Gene Ontology annotation, cellular component: extracellular region.
CCGAGCCGGCUCUGUCUUCUGCCACCUGACCUGCCAGCGGCCACCUACACCAGCUGUGCCCGUCCAUCAUGGAGAAGGUCCUUGUCCUUCUACUGGUUGCCCUGGCAGUGGCCUAUGCGGUGCCUGACCCUCGGGGAAUCAUCAUCCAGCUGGAGGAUGGCGAGCUCUGCCUGAACAGCCUUCAGUGCAAGAGCAAGUGCUGCCACCGUGAAACCGGGCUGAGCCUGGCCCGCUGCAUGCCCAAGGCCAGCGAGAACAGCGAGUGCUCCGCCAAGAGCCUCUAUGGGGUUUACUACAAGUGUCCCUGUGAGCGGGGUCUGACCUGUGAGGUUGACAAGAGCAUCGUGGGCUCCAUCACCAAUACUAACUUCGGCAUCUGCCUUGAUGCUGGACGUUCCAGGGAGUAAAACCACCGAAGGUGGCCCCUCUCCUCUCCCCCUCCCCGGCUCGCCACCCUUGGCCAGCACCUCCCUUUUCUGAUUUGAUUCUCAGCAAUUAAAGCUCUUCCUGCAACCUUC